AUGAAAGUAGACGAUUGCCACGGGAACCUGCGACCUGCCAAGGAACGCGAAAAGGCUCUGACCAUCAAUGAGUUCAACGGCAAGACCCUGACUCCACCAGUAUCAGUCUACCUGCCAUGGAACCUUUCGACAGACCAGUUCAAAAAGCUUCUUCCUGACACUCCAGAGGACGGAGAGCCAGGCUUUGGCUUUCCAGCUCUGAGAAACUGGUUUGUCAAGCUUCUCCAAACCCUUGAUGCUCAAGAAGACGAACUGCAUCCGUUCCAUUCAAAUCCUUACCGACUAAGAAAACUGGAUAUAGAGGCCGCCGACUGGUUCAACGAAGGGAAACUGGGGUUUGUAAAACUCCAAAGUGAGGUCAGAAAUGACGACCCGGAUGAUGAAAAGAAUUGGACACCUGGGGCGGUGUUCUUACGAGGUGGUAGUGUGGCUGUCCUCUUCAUUGUACAACCUGAAGGUGCAGAAGGAGAAGAUGAGAAACAAGUCAUACUCACCGUUCAGCCUCGGGUAGCAGCCUCGUCUUUGGCCUUCACAGAGAUACCUGCAGGAAUGUUAGAUGACGAGCAAGAUUCGUUCGCUGGAAAAGCCGCGAAGGAGAUCAAAGAAGAAACGGGACUUGAGUUGAAGGAAAGCGAGCUACUAGACAUGACGAAGCUUGCGCUAGAAGGAGCAUCGUCCGAAUACCCCCCUGCAGCUGAAUCACUGGAAAAGGCCAUGUACCCCAGUCCUGGUGCUUGCGACGAGUUCAUCACACUCUACCUCUGUCAGAAGCGUCUCAAGCGUGAGCACCUGGAAGAUCUUAAAGGUAAGGCAACGGGUCUCGCGGAAGAGGGUGAGAAAAUCAAGCUCAAGUUAGUUCCGUUGCACAUGCUCUGGCGAGAAGGUGCUCGGGAUGCAAAAACUCUCGCUGCAUUGAGUUUGUACGAGAACAUCAAGGCAAUUGGCAUGUUACCCGAAAUGCCUACCAACCUAGACGACAGAUCAAAAGACUGGCGUUCAGAGAAGUGA
Molecule: messenger RNA, 1008 nt
Organism: Alternaria burnsii
Lineage: Eukaryota; Fungi; Ascomycota; Dothideomycetes; Pleosporales; Pleosporaceae
Exons: 2
Coding region: 1-1008 (335 amino acids)
Biological process (GO): ribose phosphate metabolic process; nucleoside phosphate metabolic process
Molecular function (GO): ADP-ribose pyrophosphatase activity; ADP-glucose pyrophosphatase activity
Source: RefSeq, a predicted model, not a curated record